Messenger RNA from Coniophora puteana RWD-64-598 SS2, 579 nucleotides. RefSeq lists its product as uncharacterized. Bases 1 to 579 code for a protein of 192 amino acids. The record is from RefSeq and is a predicted model, not a curated record. The transcript has 3 exons. NCBI's taxonomy places the organism in Eukaryota, Fungi, Basidiomycota, Agaricomycetes, Boletales, Coniophoraceae.
AUGUGCGAGUUCAUGUUUCUCAACAACUUGUGCAGGGCGGAACGGAAUCGGGAAGCGAAGCUCAGACUCCCCAUCGAGGAUCCAGCGAUCGCCAGAAGGGCGUGGAUGCUGCUUAAAGGAAUUGAAAUCCCCGAAAACCAUCCCAACCUCCCUUUCUACCAAAAGGACUGCAACUCAGAUGAAUGUACGCAGAGCAAGGCGCACACGGGGAGACACAGCCGGGAUCCAUGGGAGUCGGAGAAACGCUGUGAGCGUAAAUGCAAACGACGACCCGACCCGCUCAAAAAAGUCGAGCUAGAUGACAUUACACAUAUGCUCGUUCUCCGCACCCCCUGCACCGACGAGAAGUGUUAUCAUGCCCAGAAGCCGUACGACGCCAAGCGCGGUGAACUCGCCAUGCCACUCCCCAAGGCGUACCACAGGCGGUUAACCGCGUCGGAGGCCGUUGCUGAGCGGAGAAAGCGGAGGGAGGAGGAGGAGAAGAGGAAGAAAGGCGGCAAGUCGGGCGGCGGCGGCGCUGGAUUCAACGCGGGGUAUUCGCAUUCGACGAUGGUGUCGAUGGUCGGGGGGAGGUGCUGA